CCUUUCCUCACUCCCCGUCCGUCACUCUCACACUGCAAAUCUUCUCUUCGUUAUCCUUCUGUCCAUGCUCCGGUCUUGGUACCACUAUCCUACACUAACGUGAUACAAUCCUCGAGUGAACCCUCAAGCAUCAACAGUGAUUCCCUUCGCAGGCCCCUUUGUUUCUGCCACUUUCACACUCCUCUGAGAAAUCAUGGGUGGUAUAUGUAGCUCUUGUUGUGGUCCUAGACGGAAAAACAGCUAUGAGCCCUUGUUAUUGGAAAACGAACGAGAAGCAGUCGCAGAUCUCCUCCAAUAUCUCGAAAACCGCUCCACCACAAACUUCUUCUCCGGUAGUCCACUCGCAGCUCUCACCAUACUCUCCUUCUCCGAUAAUGUCGAUCUUCAACGUUCUGCAGCCCUAGCCUUCGCCGAGAUCACAGAGAAAGAAGUUCGGGAAGUGGGAAGAGACACACUUGAUCCUGUUCUUUACCUUCUGACUAGUCAUGAUGCCGAAGUACAACGAGCGGCCAGUGCUGCCCUGGGUAAUCUCGCCGUCAAUCCGGAGAACAAACUCCUCAUCGUCUCCCUAGGCGGGCUCGAACCUCUCAUUCGACAAAUGCUCAGUCCGAAUGUAGAAGUUCAAUGUAAUGCUGUCGGUUGUGUUACAAACCUGGCCACUCAUGAUGAGAAUAAGACCCAAAUCGCCAAAUCUGGUGCUCUUGUGCCUCUCACUCGAUUAGCAAAGUCAAAAGAUAUGCGCGUGCAGCGUAAUGCUACUGGCGCCCUGCUUAACAUGACUCAUUCUGAUGAAAAUCGACAACAGCUCGUCAACGCCGGUGCCAUACCAGUAUUGGUGUCUCUUCUCAACUCUCAGGACACAGAUGUGCAAUACUACUGUACCACAGCCCUCAGCAACAUCGCGGUAGACGGCGCGAACCGCAAAAAGCUGGCGCAGAACGAACCGAAACUUGUGCAGAGCUUGGUGGCUCUCAUGGAUAGUCCAAGUCUCAAAGUUCAAUGUCAAGCUGCCCUCGCCCUCCGUAACCUGGCUAGUGAUGAGAAGUAUCAGCUCGAAAUUGUGAAAGCCGAUGGUUUGAAACCACUACUACGAUUACUUCACUCCUCCUACCUUCCUCUAAUCCUCUCUGCCGCUGCUUGCGUCCGGAACGUUUCCAUCCACCCUCAGAACGAAUCUCCAAUCAUCGACUCUGGUUUCCUCGUCCCUCUCAUCGAGCUUCUCUCUUUUGAUGAGAACGAGGAGGUGCAGUGUCACGCCAUCUCCACCCUGAGAAAUCUCGCCGCUAGCAGCGAACGCAACAAGGGUGCUAUCGUUCAAGCUGGAGCAGUGGAACGGAUCAAGGACCUUGUGCUGCAGGUUCCUCUGGCUGUACAGAGCGAGAUGACCGCUUGUGUCGCCGUUCUCGCCUUGAGUGAUGAUCUCAAACCAACUUUGCUGGAAAUGGGGAUAUGCGAAGUACUGAUACCGCUCACCAACUCGCCCAGCGUCGAAGUGCAGGGUAAUAGUGCAGCCGCCUUGGGCAAUCUGUCCUCAAAGGCUUCAGAGGAUUACGCACCAUUCAACGCCGUGUGGAACAAGCCGGACGGGGGUUUACAUGCGUACCUGGUCAGAUUCUUGUCCAGCCCGGAUAUCACUUUCCAACAUAUCGCUGUUUGGAGAUUGGUACUGCAGCAUCAUAGCUUGGCAACACUACUACGGAUCCUCGUUGACCUUCAGACAAUUGUGCAGUUACUAGAAUCCGAGGAUCCUCAACUGAUCAACAACAUCCGUUCUUCGCCCAUCCUCAUAUCCUCCAUCCGUCAACUGGCCGCUUCUCCCCCACCUUCCCGAUCCGGGAGGAGAGAUACCAACGACACCACUCAGUCAGAGGAUGACUAUGAAGACGACGCGAUGGAUCAGGAUGGGGAAGGAGAGAUUGCAUCUUUGGCGAGAAGAAUCCUGGAUCUUACUGACGAGCGUGAGGAGACUGGGUUCGGUACGACGGGGAGGGAAGGUGGGGAUGGGGAAAGGGAAUUGAGACAGAGCGUCAAAGAUGCUUUCAAAGGGCAACAAUGAUGGUCUCUAUUUUAUCAAUCAUAAAGCCAUCGUUCAUAUAGUUCUCAAUGAUUGGUGGUGCGCUUGGCGGAAUAUAAGAACAGUGGAGGAUGAGAGAGGGGAAGGGCUGAAUUUAUUGGCUUGUUGUGGUAGCUAAUGUACGAAUAAGUAACACCAAAGAGGUUGAUGACAUAUUGACCGUAUUGGUGGUCAUGUAAACAUCUACCCAGUCAGACUCGAUUACAUAGUUUAUGCAUCCGGUCAGUUCCUCC
Messenger RNA from Tremella mesenterica DSM 1558, 2307 nucleotides. RefSeq names its product vacuolar protein 8. Lineage: Eukaryota; Fungi; Basidiomycota; Tremellomycetes; Tremellales; Tremellaceae. The transcript has 10 exons. Bases 194 to 2056 code for a protein of 620 amino acids. The record is from RefSeq and is a predicted model, not a curated record. Gene Ontology annotation, cellular component: fungal-type vacuole membrane. Gene Ontology annotation, biological process: vacuole inheritance; nucleus-vacuole junction assembly. Gene Ontology annotation, molecular function: protein binding; protein-membrane adaptor activity.